AUGCGAGCGCGCCGGCUCCAGGUCACGGCCGUGAAGCAGCUGCCUGUAGGAAAGCGAGGAGAGAAGAGGGGGCGGCAGCCUCGGCCCGAACCACAUUCAGCUGCUUGUGAAUUCAGCCAGGGUGGAAUCUGCCAGGUGGACAAGGUGGAGGAAGGAGCCACAGAGUUGAAGCUACAAGAUGGAGAGACUGAGGUCCUGAAUUUGCACUGCGUGUGCUGUGCACUGUGUGUCUGGGAGACGGGGUUGGAGCUUCAAUCCAGAGCCCCUGGGUGUCACCCCAAAAGGCUGUGCUGCUUAUCGGUGGAGGACACCUCCUCUUCAUUUUUUGCUAGCUUUUUGGUGGAAUCUUUAGAGUUUUCUGUACAUAAUAUCUGGAGAAGGAAAUGGCAACCCACUCUAAUAUUCUUGCCUGGAGAAUACCAUGGACAGAAGAACAUGGUGGACUACAAUCCUUGGGUUUGCACAGAGUUGGAGACAACUGAAGCGACUAAACAGCAUACAAAAUAUCAUAUCAUCUAA
This is a messenger RNA of Rangifer tarandus platyrhynchus (Svalbard reindeer), 519 nucleotides long. The record is from the annotation of a GenBank genome assembly. Lineage: Eukaryota; Metazoa; Chordata; Mammalia; Artiodactyla; Cervidae.